This is a messenger RNA of Colletes gigas, 792 nucleotides long. It is a transcript of the gene Pfdn4, whose product is annotated as prefoldin subunit 4. Gene Ontology annotation, cellular component: cytoplasm; prefoldin complex. The record is from RefSeq and is a predicted model, not a curated record. Lineage: Eukaryota; Metazoa; Arthropoda; Insecta; Hymenoptera; Colletidae. Bases 175 to 588 code for a protein of 137 amino acids. Gene Ontology annotation, biological process: protein folding. The transcript is spliced from 4 exons.
GUACACGUGAUCUGGCAUAGUAUGUGAAAGUGGCAUGAGGUGUCCCCGGUGCACCCGUGGCUCCGUCUGACAUCGUUGCAAUGGACGUUAAUGUCGUUUUCUUUUCAACGUCAUUGCUUGAACCAAUAGUAAAUUAUAAAUAAAGUAAUUAUAACGUGAAAAGAAGCUGUAAACAUGUCGGGACGAAAAAACGUUCAAACUGGCUUUCAACCGGAUUCCGAUGUUUACAUUACGUACGACGAUCAACAAAAAAUUAAUAAAUUUGCAAGACAAAACGCUAAAAUGGAAGACUUGAAAGAAGAAUUGAAAACUAAACAGAACGAGUUAAAAAAUUUGGAAGAUGCCUCUGAUGAAAUAAUUCUUCUAGACGACAACGCAAAAAUACCGUAUUAUGUAGGCGAAGUUUUCAUUUAUGAAGACUUACAGAAGACACAGAGUUACUUAGAUGAGAUUAAAGAGAAAAAGAAAAUGGAAAUUACAAAUUUGGUAAGCAGAUGUGCAGAUUUAAAAAACAUUAUGAGUGAGUUAAAAACUCAACUGUAUGCAAAAUUUGGUAGCCGUAUAAAUCUAGAAGCGGAGGAAGAUUAAUCCAAUCAAAUCCACGAACAAAUUAUUUUAUAUAAUUAUUCUCUAUGUUCUCUAACUAACAUAAUACACACUGCAUUUUUUUAUUCACAAUAUGUACAGGUAAAAACAGUUUCGCAUUUCAUUUGUGUCUGUGAUGCAAGAUCAUUAUUGUUUGUCCAUAUUAAUUAAUUAAUUAAUUAAUUAGUCAUUGCUGCUUAAUAAACU